AUGAAGACACCACAAUGCUACUACGAACAGAACACAACACGCGUCCGUGUCCACAAGACGAUGUACACAAAACUCGAAGAACUACGAAAGCGAAUGGGCAAUAUCACGCUGAACCAAUUGAUCUCAAUUUUAAUCCGAGAGUAUUCAGAAACACCCGAAGGUCACAUCUGUCCAGAAAAGUUUGGUUGUUUGUGUUGUGGUGAUGAGCAUCAGUGCUCUCCAGACUGCAGAUGUGAAGAGACUGGACACUGUUCACAGACAUGUCCUUGUUACUUCGACUGCACAAAGUUUUUCCAGACGAUAUCGCAGUAUGCACCGUGUCAUUGUUCACAAGGCCAUUGUUGUUGUUCACAAGAUCAGUGUGUUCCUGGCGUCUGUUCGUGUACUUCCGGCUGUUGGUGUUGGAAGAAUGAAAUAGAACAGUCGCCCCAACAGCUUCAUCAAAGUGAGAGUGUCACAAACAACACUGGGACAGUCGGUAUUUACUUUCCACAAGUCUCCAAUUCAAACAACUUGCCUCACACCUUUUUCCAACCUCCACAACAAAACACUUCACGUUCACAAUAUCAGUGUACUCCACUUCCUACGUACCCACAGGAAAACGUUUUUACUGUGUAUCACAACGAUACUUCUCAACUCGGGUUUCGACUCCUCCAACAUGGUUUUUGA
Messenger RNA from Entamoeba invadens IP1, 669 nucleotides. RefSeq lists its product as hypothetical. The record is from RefSeq and is a predicted model, not a curated record. The transcript has a single exon. The coding region runs from base 1 to 669 and encodes 222 amino acids. Lineage: Eukaryota; Evosea; Mastigamoebida; Endamoebidae.